AUGUCAAUAAAGUCGGAUGGUAACACAUUUUCCUUGCUUAAUAAAACCGGUGUAUCAAAUGACUUCUCGCCUUCGCUAACAGCAACCACCGCUUAUUCUGCUAAAGAACUUUUCAACAUAGACAUAGAUAACAAUAGCAAUCGAAGGGAAAGUGUUGAUACUGACCACGGAGGAAAUUCAGAAGUUCUUGCUCGUCGACUCAGAAGCCAAUUCGAGAGUAUUUCCGCGUUGGUAAAAGAUGUUCACGAAAAAUUAAAUAAAGAUCCAUUAGAAAUUAAAAGCGUGCAAGACACGUUAGACGAAAUAUCCCGCAAUGUUGAAAAAUUCAUAAACAUACAAAAAUUAACAAGAAAUUUAGAGUUUGCUGACGAUAUGGAUGAAAUAGGGAAAUGA
This is a messenger RNA of Ambispora leptoticha, 393 nucleotides long. NCBI's taxonomy places the organism in Eukaryota, Fungi, Glomeromycota, Glomeromycetes, Archaeosporales, Ambisporaceae. The record is from the annotation of a GenBank genome assembly.